AUGGACGUAUCAACCGGUGCCACCACCGAAGAUGCCGGGAGGGUGGAGCCUUUGGUUCCGCUCGCCCCGAAGAAGAAGGACACUACCUCCUCUCCCCCCAAGACCAUGCCGGAGCCUUCCGCUCCGGCAACCUCUACUCCGGCAAAGGACGCAUCAGAAGCUCCUGCGCCUCCCAAGACUGCAGCAAAGCCUCCACCGGCUGCUUCUGCCGGCGAACCUGCCGCCGCCAAGCCAACUCCGCCGCCAAGCCAAGAUCCCGCGGCGGCCAAGCCUAUAGCUCCAGAGGGCAUCAAGCUCUCCAAGCAAGAAGCUACCGCGGUGGCCACCGCAGCCAGCUCCUUCUCCUCUGGCCCGCAGUCUCUCAUGCUGCACUCUGGCCGUGCUGCUAUCGUGGCCGGGGAAACGGCUUCAGCUCAGCUGGGCCGGAUCACUGAGCUUACCCGCGGAGGACCCGACCUGGGGCAUCUCCUUGAUUACGCUGAGAAGUGGAAUCAAGCGGAUGUGUCCCCAGUGACGCGCGGCCUGGGGAAGGACAAGCUGCCGCUGGUCGAUCCUGCUAGCCCCCGGAGCACCGGACAUCACUUCAGCCGGCUGCGGCGCGCGGUCAAAGAAUUAUUUGUUCCGGAAGCCUCCAUCGAUGCCCUCAAAGCUCAGCUCUCCACUCUUCAAGCUGAAAAGGAGCAGCUUGCCGCGGAACACCACAAGGUUAAGAACCUUGUAGGUGAGCUGAAGGAAAAGCUGGUGCAGGCUGAGCUCCGGCAUGACAAGGAGCGGAAGGAGGCCAAGGCCGCAGCCGAGGCCAAGCUGGAUGAGACCCUGAAGGAGUGCGCUGAUUCCACCGCGGUGCUGCGGGCUGAGCUGGAGGUGGAGAGCGGAGCGCGGAAAGCGGCCCAAGACUGGAUCGCCCUCCUAGAGGCGGAGCAAAAGGAGUACGACCGGUUGGUUCUGCAAACUGACGCGCUUGCCCUCCGGCUCUUUCCGGACUCCCAGGCGCAUGCCCACAACAAGGUGGCGGAACGCAGGGCGGAACAAGAAAUGGCCAACCCGGAUGCGCCCUGGGAUCCAUAUGACCAUUUGGUUGCGCUCUCCGCCCGGGUCCAGCACAUGCGCUCCGUGGAUCGGCAUCUUGCUGAUCUUCCGGACAUUGCUAUCCAAAUCUGCAAAGUGCUGUGGCCUGGGGAGCCGGUGCCUGCCAACGUCACGCUCACCGCCAACCGCCUGAAGGAUGCCGGCCGGAGGAUCCGUGAAUGGAACCUCCACGCCGAUGCUCCUACCGACACAGAUCCGGUCCGCACCGCCAAGCGCCAAGACCGCGCCUACCGGAUAGCGGAGUUCGCCCACGUGCACACCUUCAUCCCUCCUCCUCCCGACAUCAAGGAUGCACUCUCCGACGACGAAGAGGAAGUCGAGGACGAGGAGGAUGAAGAAGCUGGCGGAGGCGACAUUCUCCCGGAAGGAGGCGACGUUCCCCCGGAAGCUCCUGAGGCCGGCCCGCAGCCCCCUGUUGCUUAA
Lolium perenne is the source of this 1512-nucleotide messenger RNA. The record is from RefSeq and is a predicted model, not a curated record. NCBI's taxonomy places the organism in Eukaryota, Viridiplantae, Streptophyta, Magnoliopsida, Poales, Poaceae.